Lobosporangium transversale is the source of this 1914-nucleotide messenger RNA. Its product is annotated as tRNA A64-2'-O-ribosylphosphate transferase. The coding region runs from base 25 to 1914 and encodes 629 amino acids. The record is from RefSeq and is a predicted model, not a curated record. The transcript is spliced from 6 exons. Gene Ontology annotation, biological process: charged-tRNA amino acid modification. Gene Ontology annotation, molecular function: tRNA adenosine(64)-2'-O-ribosylphosphate transferase activity. Lineage: Eukaryota; Fungi; Mortierellomycota; Mortierellomycetes; Mortierellales; Mortierellaceae. Gene Ontology annotation, cellular component: cytoplasm.
CAUUAAUUGAAAGAUCUUGUCAACAUGAUUGCUGGCAUCGAGACAACCCAAAUCAACAAGCAUGGUAGUACUAGGGACGAAAUACGCCGUGAUGCGAAAAGCUUGUUGAACAGGCUCAAGUCUAUCCAAGCAGAUGCAGCCUUUGUCAGUGAAAUCGCUGAUCUACUCCCUCAAUUUCCUCUGCUUGCUAACGAAAGAUGCGGGACUUGGUAUGCGCGUCCGUCUAGAAUCCUAAAACCUGGCGUAUACUUCAAAUCAACAGAUGGACAUGCAGGCGUUUGGGACUUUAAUCUUAGGCGAUAUAAUCCACAUUUGAUUACAACCAUUAUCGAUAAUGGCGGAUGUAUCAUAGUGGAUUCGACAAGAAAAGGAAAGCGAAUUCCUGAUGCUCUUUCAAAGACAAUUCCUAUUUGGUGCGCUACACUCAAUACUGCGAUCCGCAAAUGUGCACUUCAAAACCAGGUUAAGCGGCAGCAGCAACAGGCGCAAGUCAAGCCCCAGGAGCACACACAUGAACAAGACAGCGGUUUAGCACAGCAUAGUACUGGUUCUCAACAAAGCGACUCCGAGAUAUCGUUACACAUCCCUUCCUUAGAUCCAGAACGAUGGGAUACGCGUUAUCACUCGCUACCUAGCAUUACCUCUAGAUCUGAACAUGCACAAAUUGCGGAGAAAAUUGAUCAAUUUGCGGAAAAGCUGAUGCGAUUUACGGACUUGACACCAUUGACGAUGCGUUUGAAGAAGCCAAUUCGCCCGAUCUGGCUUACUCCACAGAGUUUUCUAUUCAAAGAUGACAUGCCUGAUUAUAGCGAUGUGGCGUUUUUUCCUGUGAUCUGUUUAAGCGCGUCUCGGGUAGUGAAGGACGGUAUGGAGGAAUGUGAUGGGUAUUUGUAUGUUCAAGGAUCAGGCGAUGAUGAAGAUAUGUGGUCGAAUGGACUGACACCUUCUCUAUUUUGGGAGAAUGAGGAGUAUCUGCUUGAGAAUGGAAUCUCACCAGAAGAGUGCGAGAGGCGCGCGCAAGAGAUUGUUCGAAAGGCUAAAAAGGGACAGUUGGAGGCAGCACAGUACCAUCAAAACUCUAGAAAUACUAUCAAAACAUCCUCGGGACAUGACAAGGAUCGAAGUAAGAAAUACGGUGACAGCCAAAUUCCAAUGGUGUUUACGCCCUCAAUGGAGCUAUGCUCUGAAAUCAAGCCCAGUCCUAUAUGGAUCGGAAACAAUGCAAGUGCAAGGAUACCGAACUGCUGGAAUAAUGGGUUUGACAUGGUCAUCAAUUGCGCCGCGGAAAUACAGCGUAAUGACCUUUUCGAGAUAGCGGGAAAUGCCGACUUGGUGACAUGUCUCGGAGGUAAUGGCGUAGGAGGAGUGCAGGCGUCACUCUGCACCAUACAAAAGCAUCAAUGGGAAGCAAGUGCUGCGGUUUCAUCAAUGGCUACCCCCUCGGUCGUAGAAAUACCUAAACAUGACCCUCAAGGCAAGAAUUUUUAUUAUUUGCACUUGCCAAUAGCUGAGGGGAAGAAAGGUCAAUACCAACUAUUGGAAAUGAUACCCAUAGCUGUCAGCGUUGUCCAGUCAAUAUAUACUGGUGAGACCUCAGUAGCCUCGACCCUGGGCAACGAUAUGCCGAGUCCAAAGAUCCUGGUUCAUUGUCAACAAGGGAUGGAUCGCUCUGUAGGUAUAGCUCUGGCGUUAUUGGUGUCGUGCUUUGAUGAAGAGACAGGCGAGUAUUGUGGCACAAUGCCAAAUGUGCGACAGGUGUCAAAAGAGAUCAUUCAGAGACGACUUUUUCAGAUCAUGUCGCAUCGACUAGCUGCGCGGCCAUCCAGAGCAACACUAAAGAUCAUUAAUACGCACUUUAUGAGCCCUACCGAACCUCCUCCAGCUAAGCAUAAACAUGCAUCUGCAUUGGAGUAA